AUGAUGAUGAUGCUGAACGUUACUGAUUUCCCAGCAGUGGUAUUUCAGCUUCCAAACACAGCGUACGUUAACUGGCGCACGCAGAAGCUGGUGCUGUACCUGUCUGCCCGUCUGCAGGCUGGGGCAUUCCCCCUGGACCGCAGCCGCAAGAGAAAGCCCACGUUCCUGCGAGAGGAGAAGGAGCACGUCCAUGGUGAGGACAACUUUUGGGUCUUCUCACUCCUGCAGGGGUCGAAGCUGGAAGUGCCCUUGUGGCUUGCUAAAGGCCUACAUGACAGCAAAAGGAGAAUCAUUUCUGUGGAGCUGCCGAAGAUUUACAAGGAAGCCUGGAGGACAGUGUUCAGUGCCGAUGCCAAUGUGGUCGAUCUGCAUAAAAUAGGGCCAUACUACUAUGGAUUUGGCUCCCAGCUCCUCAAUUUUGACAACCCAGAGAAUCCUGAGAUAGCCCAGACCAUCCUGCAGACAUUUAUAAGCCGUUUUCGUCGGAUCAUGGACUCCUCUCAGAAUGCUUACAACGAAGACACAUCAGUGCUGAUGGCUCGGCUGGAUGAGUUGGAGCGAGCCUUAUUUCGGGCUGGCCAGAAAGGGCUGAAUGACUUCCAGUCCUGGGAAAAGGGACAGGCUUCCCAAAUCACAGCUUCCAGUCUGGUCCAAAAUUAUGGGAAAAGAAAGUUCGCAGACAUUGAUGGUUAAAAGCCUGAGGAGUGUGCAGCUGCAGCGGGGGACACCGGGAGGUUUACAGUCCGUCUGUCAAAGAAGAGAAGUAUGAAUCAGCUUUGGAGAAGGACAAGGCUCCCCAUCCAUUAAUGGGAAUUCUUCUCUGUAACAUCUUCGGAUUAGAUCAGUGCUAAUGUUAAAUGCAGGCGCCAAGAGUGUAAAGAACCAGCUCGCAUCGCAUCCUUAGAUGGCUUUACAGCUUAAGUCAGUGCUCCCGAGGGUUUGUGGUUAAAAGUGCUUGCUGGGUGGCUGAAAGGGUAUGAGAGGAAUUUCUAAAGAGGUAAUCAAUAUUUAUUAUUCUUUAUUUUCUAAAUUAAUAUUUAAAAUACCAGAUCUGUUUGGAAAAAAGUGCAGUUCUUUGUAUUUCAUCUUACUCUCCCCAUUCCAGCCUCCUGGGAACAGCUGGGAACAGCUGUUCCCAGGUUCCCUGUUCUUCGGAGAGCCCCAAUGGUGUGGGAAAAAAAACAUACAAACCACACUGAAUUUUUCCUGUUUCUUGUACACUGAGGUGGAACAGGUACAAUAUGCGAUGCAGGAAUGUUUUCCUUGCUGACUUUUGCACGCAGUGUUUGUGCCCCACCUCCUCUAACCCAGGUAGCAAGCGAAGUGGCUGUGCAGAUCCCACAUGCUGCCUCGUCCUCUCCUUUUUGGCCCUUGCGUGCUCAGUGCUGCACAGUGCAGAGAAUGUUCUCAUUUGAUAUGAGGGGCUUUUGCGAUGGGUACGUCUCUGUGACAGGUGUUAAGCUCCUCUGCUUGUUUUACGGAGGAGGCAAUGGAAGGCAACUAAGAGUCUGGACCGGAUCAGAAGCAGCAACUUCAAUGGAAACUCUCCCCUGCUGUCAACCUCUGAGCCACCUGUUUUUCCAUGAGAAAUUCUUCUGAUUACUAAAUUUGGUUGGUGGAAGGGACAGAGCAGACCAACUGAGUUUCUUUCCUUCUGACCCAUCUAAAUGAUCCUAGUGAAACGAUCCUGGUAAAUGCUCUUCUUGCCGGUGGGAGUGGCUGGAGUUUGAACUUGCUGAGCGGAACAGUGGUCAUCAUCCCACGUGCAUGCCCUUAUGCCUGGCUCAUCUGAGGGCCUGCUGGGUUGGACAGAAGGCAGUUGGUUCUCUCUGCAGAGCUUAACUCCUGCAGCCAUCAGGAUGGUUGUCCUUUGGAAGCAGGUAUUGGACAUCUUAUGGGUGCUUCUAAGCACCUGCAGAAGGUGGGCCUUCCAGAGUACCCAAGUGGGGGACCCAGACCAUAGUGACACUGAGCGCUUCCUCGGCUAUGGGAAUCACUGGGAGGUGACAGCAGGAUCCAAAUCUUGAAGGAGUUGUUACUGGACGUGCAGAUGCACCUGGAUAUUGCAUACUUCAAACUGGGAACCUCGAGUACAACGGGUGCGUGGCCAUUCCUUGGCCAGGGGAGUGAAAGCUGUGCCUCUGGCGGUGGUGAGAGGGGACAACGUGGUGGCUUCACAGCACCUUGGUGUCUCCCCUGCAUGGGGCCAGCUGUCCUGCUGCAGGAGACUAAUGGGAAGCUGUGCCAGACGAAGUAUUUCCAGUACACACAAGAUCAAACACUGCUGCACUUAAUGACUUAAUGGCACAUAAUAGC
Messenger RNA from Egretta garzetta (little egret), 2316 nucleotides. It is a transcript of the gene GINS3, whose product is annotated as GINS complex subunit 3. Gene Ontology annotation, cellular component: GINS complex. The record is from RefSeq and is a predicted model, not a curated record. The coding region runs from base 1 to 693 and encodes 230 amino acids. Gene Ontology annotation, biological process: mitotic DNA replication initiation. NCBI's taxonomy places the organism in Eukaryota, Metazoa, Chordata, Aves, Pelecaniformes, Ardeidae. The transcript has 3 exons.